Penicillium odoratum is the source of this 2631-nucleotide messenger RNA. RefSeq lists its product as uncharacterized. Lineage: Eukaryota; Fungi; Ascomycota; Eurotiomycetes; Eurotiales; Aspergillaceae. The record is from RefSeq and is a predicted model, not a curated record. The transcript is spliced from 2 exons. Gene Ontology annotation, biological process: spindle assembly; microtubule nucleation; mitotic cell cycle. Gene Ontology annotation, molecular function: microtubule minus-end binding; gamma-tubulin binding. Gene Ontology annotation, cellular component: centrosome; spindle pole; gamma-tubulin complex. The coding region runs from base 1 to 2631 and encodes 876 amino acids.
AUGGCUCUUGCAGCCUUGGGAUCCCUGAUAGAUGAGCUGAUAACUGCUGUCGUCGAAGUUCCCGAGCAAAAGGAUUCUACCCGCGUCUUGAAUCUCAAGCGCCGUGUGGAGGGAUCUCUACGCCCUAGCGGGCAUGGCCUUACCGAUCAAUUUGCGGUGGCACGCCAGCUUGAAGGUCUCCAGGAGAAGUUCACAGUCGUGAAUCGAGAUGACCUGGCUGAGGCUCUGCGGGGCCGCCUUGCCGAAUUAGAGGGCCAUCGCAGUUCAUAUACCCCAGAGAUCCUGAGCUUGCUCUUGCAACUAUCUGAUCGCCCGGCUGCAUUGUCCAAACUGGAGAAUCUUUCCAAACCAAUACAGGCACCAGCUGUGGAAUCACUGUCAAGCUCUGACUUGAAGGACCUCGGCGGUGCUUUCAGUGAGGAAGACAUAUGGGAACAGGUGGACUUUGCUGCAAACUCAUCGGAUGACGACCUAGCUUCGGUAUCUAGCGAAGAAUCGCUUCCUCGCGCUCUGCCUCGUUCACUCAGUUUCUCAGAACAGGACUACGUCAUACCAGAUGAGAUCUUCGUUCCAGGGGAGGACAGAGAAUUAAUCGCCUCUAUAGAAAAAGUCCAGUUUUGGAAACCAGAAAAUCAUCAGCAACUCACUCGACUGAAAGGAAAUGCAUCCCGAGUAAUUACCGAAUUGCAGUUGGCUAGAGAAACUAUCUUCAUGCUGCAGGGCCUGCCAACCUCUAUUUUUUGGCGUCUGGAUGACGAUAUUGAAGUGGAUCGCAAUUAUACGCUUGCCCAUUCGUCCAGACAAGCUCUAUCCUCACUUCUGCAGUCAUUCACCGAUAUUGGCGCUAAAAUCGAUGCCGUUCGACGGUUCACCCAUACAUCGCAGGCAAUACCUUAUAUGCAGACCUUUAACCGAGGCCUUGAGGAACGCCUGCUCGAGUUUGACAGUCUCCUUUCUCGAAUUGAAUGUCAUUAUCUCUCCCCUGGCUCGACAGUGAGUCUUCUCCAGCUACUGGAUGAUGUCCGCCUGCAUUCUCAUUCUUUAUUGGUCCUGGCCGAUCUUGUUGCCAUAUUGAGCCAUGACCAUGCGCAACCAAUGCGCUGUCUCGACUUGCUCUACGAUUCGGUUUGUAUGCAAGAAGCCCUUAGUGACAAACAUGCAACGAGAAUGCUUAGUGCGCUCUUCUUCUCCUGCUUCAAGACCUAUACUCGAUCCAUUCAACUUUGGAUGGAGACUGGACAAGUUGAUCCCUUGGACACGGCUUUUUUCGUGCGUGUGAACCGCAAAAAUGGAGAUUUACGAACUCUGUGGCAUGACUGGCAUGUGCUUGAUGAGGGUUAUAAAAGACAAAAUAUCCCUCGAUUCCUAGAGCCCGCUCUCAACAGAGUCUUCACUACGGGAAAGAGCGUGGUCUUUUUACAGCAUCUGAACGCGCUUCCAGACCAGCCGGAGGCCUCUGAAACCUCGGAGGCCCUAUUUGACCACAACCAAUCACUAGAACCCUCCCUUAUAUCACCUCCGUUCUCCGCAUUAGUGGAGUCGACAUUCGACAAACUGGUCGAACGCUACUAUUCUAUCAGUGCUGGACUACUAAGAUCGGAACUUGAUGAAAAAUGCAGUCUAUGGAACGCUCUUGAUGCUUUGGAAUACGUAUAUCUGGGAAAGGACCUGAGCAUACUUGGAGCAAUCGACACCAAAAUUUUUGAAUUGAUGGACCGAGGUCGUGCCUGGGAUGACAAGUUCUUGCUCACCGAAGUGACCAGGUCAGCGUUUAGCGUCAUGCCCGAGAUUGAUUUGUCGAGACUAGUUGUGCGGUCUGAAGGAUCUUCACAACAUGAACAGAAUCGAUCCGUCCACACACUCGAGUCAGUAUCAAUAGACUACGUCUUACCGUGGCCCAUGGCAAACAUCAUCACCCAAGACGCAAUUCAGUCAUAUCAGCAAAUCGCCACUUUUCUCAUGCAGAUCCGACGUGCGAAGUAUGCCCUCGUCAGACAACGCAUCCGAGAUGCCCGCAUUCCGACGGGUGAUAGCGCCCACACCCUCGUCCAUGGUCUCCAUCAUCACCUCCUCUGGUUCCUAGACAUCCUUUACUCACACCUUACCUACUUUGUCAUAUCAACUGCAAAUCAAUCAUUGCGCUCCACCCUCUCCGACACCAAGGACGUGGAUGCCAUGAUCGCCACCCAUCAGUCCUAUAUCUCCUCUCUAGAACAUCAGUGUCUUCUCUCAGAGAACCUGUCUCCAAUCCACGAGGUCAUCAUUGAUCUGCUGGACAUGUGCAUCCAUUUCGCAGACUUACAAGCCGUUCACGCAUAUGAGAUUGCCGCUUCGGAAGAUGGGAUGUCCGACUCCCGCUUCAUUCCGAGUACAUCGCGGCGGAAAAGGAUUGACAAUUCGUUUGAUAGCGAUUCAGACGAGGAUGAUGAUGACGGCAUCGACCACGAACAGACUCUGACGAUCUCAUUCAGAGACUCGCCAUAUGAUCUCCAGAUGCAAAACCUUAAGCGUGAAUUUGAUCAUUUGAUCAGUUUUGUUGCGGAUGGUUUGAAAGGAAUUGCUCGUGCGGAGGGGCUGCUGAGCUGGAUUAUUUUGGCAGAGAGGCUGGAGUGGAGGAAGCGUUUAGCUUAA